Messenger RNA from Onthophagus taurus, 388 nucleotides. NCBI's taxonomy places the organism in Eukaryota, Metazoa, Arthropoda, Insecta, Coleoptera, Scarabaeidae. The record is from RefSeq and is a predicted model, not a curated record.
CGCUUACACAUAGAUAAAGAUUUAUUCAGCUUCAGUUCAUCAUCAGAUUUUCGUGAAGACGUUUCAAAAAAUUUUUAUUUCAAAAAUGAAUAGUUUCAGGCAUAUUUUAUCUAAUAAAGGAUCCUCCUCGAUUGCUAAAAGAUGUGCCCGAAAUUUUUUAACAACAUCGAAACAAUUCCAAUCCACCGAAGCUGCCGUUUCCGGUCAUUUACCGGUCACCUUUUUGAGCGAUGAUGAGCAAAUGAUGAAGGAAACUGUUUCUAGAUUAGCAAAGGAACAGAUUGCUCCUCACGUGAGGGAAAUGGAAAAUAAUCACAAAAUCAAACCGGAAGUUCUUAAAAUGUUAUUUGAUAACGGGGUAAGUUUAAGUUAAAAAAACUUAUCUCUA